This is a messenger RNA of Trichomonas vaginalis G3, 606 nucleotides long. RefSeq lists its product as uncharacterized. The transcript has a single exon. The coding region runs from base 1 to 606 and encodes 201 amino acids. NCBI's taxonomy places the organism in Eukaryota, Parabasalia, Trichomonadida, Trichomonadidae. The record is from RefSeq and is a predicted model, not a curated record.
AUGAAUCACGAAGAAUUUAUUGACAAAGUUCAACUUGAAAGGCACAAAAAACUAGACGAAAAUGCAGAUUUGCCAUACAUUGAAGUUAGUUUUCCGCCAAAGAAAGAUUUUGAAUCUUAUAAUUUAGCAAACAAAUUAAUUCCUCCUCCUGCAUUCUCACUUACUGAUGAAUUUGCAUCAGAUAAUCAAAUCCCAUCAUUAUCCGUUAAUAUACCAUUCAUUCCUUUUGAUGAAAAGCAAUUGAACCAAACAAGUAUCGAAUUACCGCCACCAAACGAUUCGGACAGCGAAGGGUCAUUAGUUACUUCAGAAGAAAAUUCAAAAUUACUUAUUUUAAAUGAAAAAAUUUUCAAACCUCAAGAUGCUCACCUUUUCGAGGGUUUUCAAGUCCGAUUUGAGAAAAUUGUUCCAGCAAUUUUACUCCCAAAUAACACUUGCGCAAUUUUUAUUUCGGAUGUCAAUUUAGGUUUUAGUUUAUCGGUAAUUUACGAUACAAUAAUCGUUCUAUCAACAACAGAACCUUUGUUCAUCAGUCAUCCAUUUUAUUUCAGAAAAAUUGAAUCUGAAAAUUCAAUUCUACAGGCUUUGAGACCUUUUAUUGAAUAA